AUGGAUGGUAGACAGGCAGAAUAUCCGCAGUCAGGUUUGCAAUCACCAUACGCGCCGUACAACGGACACGAGUCUGAAGGAUCCCCGUUAGAUCAAUCUGCUGUGCAAUAUCAGCACGGCCAGGACUACAAGUCGAGCAACUUCUCCUCCUCCGCGACGCCAGAGUCCAACUACGGCCUGCCGCAGUCGGCAAGAUCGGGCUCGUUUCCAGAAUACGUCCAACAGCCUCGAUCGUAUCCCGAAAGCCAGCAACCAAACCGCUACCCUGCCGGCGCGCCGAGCAAUAUGGCGCAAACGUCAAAUCCCUCGAUUGCUCAAUCGAGCCCGUCCUACCCAUCUUCGCACGGAUACUCGCCAUAUCCUCCUCAACAUGAGAUGCACCAAUAUCCCGGCCAGCCUAUGACACCCUACGGCCGACCUGAGUGGGCAGGUGGAUACCAGCAGUCCCCGAUGUACGGCCACUCUCCUGCAACCAGCGCCGGAGGUACUCCAGGCAUGGCGUCGCACGCGAUCGCCCGGCCGCCGACCGGAGGACAUCCGCUCUCGACAGUGUACAGUUUCGUACCAAUCCCCGGCGCCCAGCAGCACAAGAGACCCCGCAGACGCUACGAGGAAAUCGAGCGUAUGUACAAGUGUGGUUGGAAUGGCUGUGAGAAGGCGUACGGCACACUCAAUCACUUGAACGCGCACGUCACGAUGCAGUCUCACGGAUCGAAAAGAACUCCCGAAGAGUUCAAAGAGAUCAGGAAAGAGUGGAAGGCCAAGAAGAAGGAGGAGGAAAACCAGCGAAAAGCUGAAGAGGAGCGUCACCGCCAAGAAGCCGUGCGCUCGGGUCAGGACGCGUCGCAGCCUCAAGGGCAGCCCGGUUAUGGCCAGCAACAGAUGAUGCCUCCACACAUGUCCGGUGGUCCUCAGCUUCCUCCUAUUGGAUACCAGCCUGCUGCAGGUUCAGCACCUGGCUCGUACGCUCCGUCUCAACAAGUCGACAGCGCUCACAUGUACGGUGGCCAAGGCUACCCACAGAGUCCUUAUGGACAGAGCGGCCUGCCGUACCAACAGCGCUCUUAG
Messenger RNA from Dissoconium aciculare CBS 342.82, 1068 nucleotides. RefSeq lists its product as uncharacterized. Gene Ontology annotation, biological process: regulation of DNA-templated transcription. The record is from RefSeq and is a predicted model, not a curated record. NCBI's taxonomy places the organism in Eukaryota, Fungi, Ascomycota, Dothideomycetes, Mycosphaerellales, Dissoconiaceae. The transcript is spliced from 4 exons. The coding region runs from base 1 to 1068 and encodes 355 amino acids.